AUGACCGCGGACUCCAAAGGCUCUUUCCCGUCUUGGAAGCCUUGUCGCGAGGCCCUCCCCCGGGGCCCGCGGUCCAUGGACGGUGGCGGCGGCGUUGGGCCCGGGAGCAGGCGCCUGCCCAGCCCCGAGCGCGGCGGGCCGGGGGCCGGGGGUCCCGGGGGUCCCGGGGGUCCGGUGGCCGGGGGUCCGGCGCCCAGGGCCCCGGGGGCGGGGCGGCCGGCGGCGGCCAACGCGGCCCGGGAGCGCAGCCGGGUGCAGACCCUGCGGCACGCCUUCCUGGAGCUGCAGAGGACCCUGCCGUCCGUCCCGCCGGACACCAAGCUGUCCAAGCUGGACGUGCUGCUGCUGGCCACCACCUACAUCGCGCACCUCACCCGCAGCCUGCAGGACCACGACGACCCCAAUUUGGCGACCCCGGUGGAGCCGGGACCGGGCGCCCUGCGCGCCCACGGCUACCUCCACCCCGUCAAGAAAUGGCCUAUGCGAUCAAGACUAUACGUUGGUGCAACUGGACAGUUUCUGAAUCAUUUGGUGCCUGGGGAAAAAGCAAACCCAGAUGAAACAUCAACAGACUCACAAACUUAG
This is a messenger RNA of Tachyglossus aculeatus (Australian echidna), 585 nucleotides long. It is a transcript of the gene TCF24, whose product is annotated as transcription factor 24. Bases 1 to 585 code for a protein of 194 amino acids. Lineage: Eukaryota; Metazoa; Chordata; Mammalia; Monotremata; Tachyglossidae. The transcript has 3 exons. The record is from RefSeq and is a predicted model, not a curated record. Gene Ontology annotation, biological process: regulation of transcription by RNA polymerase II; developmental process. Gene Ontology annotation, molecular function: RNA polymerase II transcription regulatory region sequence-specific DNA binding; DNA-binding transcription factor activity, RNA polymerase II-specific; protein dimerization activity.